AGCUAUCGGCCUACUGCAAUCCUUAGCUUAAGAUCUGCGGAACCGUCGUCAACAGACGGAAACACGGAGGCCGGAAGAGGACGUAAAGCGCUUCCUCUGCUGACCCCUGCCUUCUCAACGAAUUUAACAUCGUAGACUACUAAGUUACAACAAAGACAGGACACUUUGUGUCCUUUUUUGCAAACCAUUAUCACUCAAGUAUCCCGGCUCAGGAAGUUUCUGUCCAAGGUUAUACCCCACUUAAAGUUCUUUUCGCUGGGCGCAUCUGCAUAUUGUAAUCUAUGGCGCUUGACAUGUUUUGUUUUUCUUUUCCGAAAUUAUUUACUAUUAUCCAUACUAUUAAAAUAGAAUAAAAUAAUUUCAAGGUUUUGUUAGCAGAUGGUUUACGAAGUGUGACCUUGAGGAUUGAUCUACGAGAAGAAAUUUUACAAUCAAAUGGUGGGCGAUAUACAAAUUCAUCUAAAUCUUGUCUUCCGGAUUCCUUGUUCAAGGAUAUGAAUCCUUAUUCUAAAAAAGUUUGUAACGAUUGCGGGAAAAUGAUUAUUGCAGGCAAUGAAUUGCCUGUCAUUCAAGAAAAUCAUUUCCAACCUUUUGUUCAGGAUGGAGACCUAAUUCUUGAAGUCGAGUGUGGUUCGAAUAUUGGUUGGAUGUACUUGUCAAGGUUGUGCCAAGGAUCGAAAGGAGCUUCCAUCUUAUUUCAAAACGUUUGGCUAACACCUAAUGAGUUUCAGUUUAUUAGUGGUAGGGAGACAGCGAAAGACUGGAAAAGAAGCAUUCGACACAAAGGAAGAAGUCUCAAACUUCUCAUGGCAAAAGGAUAUUUUGACUUCCAUCCUUCUAUUUGUGUAUGUAAAGGUCUCUUAACAAAAAUCAGUCGUGGUACACCCUCAGAGCAAUGGACUCUGAUGCCUUAUGGAACACCCAUGAAAAAUGAACCUGGCGAACAAAAUAGUGCUUUUCAAGAGACAAACGGGGUGGAAAGGAGAGAGAAUGCGUUGGAAUCAUUGGAGAAAUUUUGCAACACUGAGUUUGAAACGUUAAACAAAAAUCAAACGAACAGCUUGGAUCAUUCUAAUCCAUGGAAAAUGGAUGUUGCGAAAAAACAACACAAUGACUCGAAAAGCUGCAGCAGCCCAGAAUCAAAGAAAGGGAAACAGUUAACUUCAAUUAUUGAUCAGCUGACAAUCAACAAAACUAAAGAUUCUACGUCCGAUUCCAAAAACAAGAAGAAGAAAGAUUUCCAAACUUCUUGGCAGCAGUUCAGUGCAAACGACGAUAAGGAGUCACCAUCGAGCUUAGUCUCCUGCGAGGGUCAACAACCAAGCUCCUGGAGACAGUGCGAGAUGCCUACGGACGCCCUGGCCUCAUCUUCUACCGGACACAACAACAACGCCCCGCCGAAAGCUGACCGAGGGACUCCCGACGCAGAAUCUUCCUCUUCUCCGUCCAUCUCGCCGCACUCGCCCAGCCCAGGAAGGGGUUUCCCGACACUGCUUGCCCCCUCUUUCGGGGGUCUGAGAGUGAACUCUGUGGCCCCUUUCUCACCUCCCCCUGGACUCGAGAGGUUCUCGCCGGCUACUGGGAAUCCAGCAAUCAAGCAAAUGGAGUUAAUGACUCGAAACUACAGCGACUUCAUGAGAUGUCUAGCUGCAAAGUACAACCAGAACAAUACGCAAGAAAGCUUUUCUCUGCCUCAGAGCAAUGGACUGAUGCGUGGUUAUGAUGCGUCUUUUCCUUACAAGGGAGGCUCUCCAUUUCUGGUUCGAAAUGCGGACAGUGACGGCAAUGGUGGUGGUUUAGGUGCUGGUCUUAACAGAAAAUUAGAAAAUCAGAACUCACCAAAUUCAUCCGAAAGCAGAAAUAACAAUAAUAAUAUUAACAGCAGUAGUGCAUCCCUUACUGGUGGGACCUGCGGAAUUUCUGAUUUCUCCUCGUCCCAAACAUUACUCAAUCUAGUUCGGACUGCCAGUGCUCAAAGUGCCUCACAACUCGAGAAUUAUCUGAAAGGAGCUGUGAAAAGAAGUGCAGAUGGGGAAAAUCGCUUGGAUCCUCUUGAUCUCACUGUUGGAGCCGUGAAGAGACCCAAACUCGAACUUGGUGUUGGUCGAGAUUUGAGGGAUUGUCGGGAUCUCUUCCACGGAGACACAGAAUCCACUCUAACCUCCGCAGGAGAAAGCAUAGGCAAUUCAAGGACAUUACCUUUGGGUUCAACAAAACCAUCAUGGAUGUCAUUGCUGGACAAAAGAAUGCAUUCAUCACCAACGUCUUCUUCAAGGACUUCACCAAAAAUCCAAAGUACAGAACGUUCGCGUUGUGUAUCACUUUGCGUUGAGAAAUCAUGCUCAUCUCAGUCAGAAGCUAAUGAUCUUUCUCAUUGGACAGUUGAUGAUGUGGUCAAGUUUGUUUCUUCAGUAGACACAUGUAGCGAAUAUGCCGAGAAAUUCCGUGAAGAAUCCAUUGAUGGGACAACACUGCCUUUGCUCACAGAAGAUCAUUUGACAAUGCACUUGGGAAUGAAACUCGGACCAGCUCUGAAGCUUAGAUCUACCUUGGCCCGACGGAUUGGACAUUGCGCAGUCUGCAUGCAUUGCGUCCAUUGCCAUGGAGAAGAUAAUACAGAUUCACGGAGGCAUGAAUCUUCUCGAUCUCCAACAGUCAGUAAAUGAUGCAUGAUCGUUGUCGAGUCGGAAAUAAAUGUUUGCAGACAGUGAGUGGCACAUGCUACGAAUUCUGACCAUCUGAUUUGAACGAUUUCGUUUCAUUUUAAAAGAUGCUGUAUCAUGUUUUCUAGAAGACAUUUUACUGACUGUGAACUCUGUGCAAGUUGGAAGUUUUUUUUAAUGAUUCACUAACAAAAUGUGCUUCAUAAGGAAAAGUUUGUAACUCAGACUGUAUAUUCUGUACUAAACCCAUGAGGCUUUUAAGGCUCAAGUUUCGUAAGUGUGACUUCUCAACACACUAAAAGUUACUUUUACAAAUGUUAAUCAAACGCUGAGUGCAAUUGACUGUUUCUUUCUUUAGAGUUUUACUAUUGAAUAUAUCAGUUUGUUUUGUAACCUUAAAGGUUAUUGAGUUUAUUUUCAUUUCACAUAUAGAAUAUUAUUUGGAGAGAUCCUUAAAGAAAAGAUAAAUAUAUUAUAACUUAUUUGCUGCAAAUGACUAGAGUUUGUAGCAAAUUAUGAGAAGAGUAUUUAAUUUUACUUCAAUCUGUGAAUAGUUUUACAUCUUUAAAAAGUUUGUCAUGUGUCUCUUUUCGAUAUGUCCCUGUGAAACUUUGAAAUAAUGAUUGUGAUUUAUUGCUGUGUUUGAAAUAUUGCUGUAAACUUUGAAAAUAUUUCGGAUUUUGAAAAAAAUUAGGUGAUUUUUUUUUCACAUACAACAUAGUUUUCAUUAAAUAAUGAAAGCUUAUAUAAUUUAAUUUUUCAAAGAAAUUUGUAUUUUAUUGGGGUAUUUUUCUUGUAUGAUUUCUGGAAAGCCAUCAUAAAAACGUCAGUAAAAUAAUUUUCUAAAAUAUAUUUCCUCUUAUAAAAAUGUGCAUUAAAUAGACUCUGGAUAAUGAAUACCUUCGCAUAUCAAAAAAGCAUGCGUUUAAAGAUAUUAUUUUCCUUUUUGAUAUUCAUCUCUAUUGCGUUAACUUAAAGUGUGUUUUUUUCUUUCGAUUUAUCAAAAUAAAACAUUUGCAUUGAAGCAUGAAAAUAAAAAGGGACAUUAAAAAGUUUUAUGUCCAAAAAUAUGAAAUAGGAGGGUCGGAUAAUAUAUGAGUAUCGUCACAAUAGCAUAAGAUUUUCAAAAAAGAAAUUAUUAAAAAACAUGAAAAGAAAAGACAUAUUACAACGAAUCUAUGUCCUUUCUUUGUUUUAUUUUUCUCAUAAUAGCUUUGCCUGGCAAUUUUAUAAACAAACCACUUUUGAAUGUGAAAAGAUAAAUACCCUUAUCACGAACCAAACGUUUCGUGAAAGAAAAAGAAGGGAAAGGAAAGGAAAAAAAAAAAGGCCGUGGGUUUUACAAAGAAAACCCGUUCCUGAAUGCGACAAGAUGCUGUACAAAAGGUACAAUAUUCAAGACAACUAUAGAAGUGUAUCAAGAAAACACAGUAGGCGGAUCACAGGUGCUCGAGGUCACAUACCACGAGUGACCCCCUGAGGGUGGAGUAGUCACAGUUCCACCAAGGGUCGACAAUGUCCUGCUGCAAUUUGCAAGACUUUCUUCGACGCUCCCGUUCACGCAUGCGAGCAUCCUCCGCAUUCAAGGACGCUCCCGUUCACGCAUGCACUCUCACGAAAGAAAGUGGUAGAAGGAUUCUGCACGCCCACGCAACACAACUUCGCUAGUGAAGUGUCUUUUAUGGAUUGCUUGACCACCCUUUGAUAUAUAUUCUCGAGGUCGAACACUAGUUCCGAGUCCUGGGGUGUCCCCAACCGACACACGAUUUCAACCUGUAGGUAACAUGAGCUGUCGUUGUAACAUUUUUGUUUCCAUCGAAUUUUGUAAGUUCAUACAACAGUUGAAUACCAACUAAGCUUCUGAAAAGUAAAUUUAAACUUAAAAUAUCACCUAUACGGAGUCGAUAUUUCUUGAAUGUGCAACAUACAUCAACUACUUUAAAUUCUUUGUAAAUAAACGGUUAGGUUAUACAGAUGCGCAUUUUUAUAUAAAGGAAUCCUGAGGUUACUCAACUACUAAGCGAUUUCACACUGAACUAUAAGAAAUAUGAGACACCGACGUUUUGGUCUCUACAGAGUGAUAUAAUUGCAUAUAAUAGUUAAAUACUUUGUAGGAAAGUAAAUUUUAGCUUCAAACAUCACAUGCAUCGAUAUAGUUCGCAAUAUAAGUUAAGAGAAAGUUUUGAGCUUUGUGCACAUUUUUUUUUAAAUUUAUUAGUAUACCUUGCAACAACAUAUUUUUGAAUAAAUCUAAAACAAUUGCAUUGUUAGGUUUAUAAGAAGCUGAAAAUCAAAUACUAAUUUCGUGUACUUUUCAAAGCUAGUUUUUGAAUUUAAUUUCCAAAUUUAAUUAUAAUUGGAAUUUCUCAAUUUAAUUUAUCAUUAAAACAUUUUUAUAGUAUAGAUAAUAGUAUAAUAAAGUAUUGGGACGAUCGUCACUCGUUUAUAGUACAACACUCUGUUAUAAUUGUUUUUGGAGGUUUUUAUAAUAGGGGAAAUCUAGUUACGAUGAAAAAAAAAUUUUGAAAUUGAAACUGAAUAAUUCAAAAAAAUUUAUUUUCUCGUUCUUUAAAAUAAACGAAAUUGAACGAUUGUUUUCACUUGAGCACAAAUUUUGGUGGUCAAUAGAAACAUAUAUUCAUUUGCUUGGAGAAUCCCGAAUUUAAAAAUUUUCAAAGCUACGUUUUAUUGAUAUGUGAUGGUUUCUGUUUUCAAACUUCUUAACAGUUAUAUAUAUGAGAGAUCGUAAUUUACCGGCGGAUUUUUAAAAAAUUUAGCCUUAAUUUUUUUUUAACCUUAAAGGUUUUUACCAGUACGUAGAAAACGUUUUUGUGAUGGCUUUCCGUUUGUUUCGAAAUUGUUUUACGUAUAAAAGAGUAAUUUUGAUUGAAUUAAAUAUUGAAACAAAAGAGUUAUUAUUUUAUGUAUAGAAAGUUAAUACCGGUUAAUUUUUUUCUUAAAAUAUUAUUUAUGUUGAGCUCUUGUAUACCUGUGAUUUUUAUUGUGUCUGUUGUUAAAAAAAACAUUCCUUUUGCUGUAUUAAAUUAAAUCUUCGAUUAUUAUUUCUAAAUAUGCUAUUUAAAAAAUUAUUUUAAGUGCAAUCUAUGAUUCUGAAAUUUUGUUUGAUGGCUAAAUCAGUCAUCAUACUAAAUUGCGCUAUUUUCUGUGUGAAGCUACUAGCCAGUGUAGCGAUCAGUGUAUUUUAUGUGUCUGAUCUGUCACCGUUGCUGUGACGUGAUGUGGUUCAACAACUUGUUUGGAAACAGCUCGAUUGGAAUAAUCUUUUCAAUACAUUAUUUUGCCUUGGGAACGGCAUCAAAUUAAUGAAUCUACAUAUAUUUCAGCUGGCUGAAAGCAUGUGUUAAGUGUUCCCAUCAGCAUUUUAGUUUUUUACGCCAUCAUAUUUCAGUCAACGAAGUUUUAAUUUGUACUAAUCUGAAAAUAAAAUAUGGCCUCUAUAAAUUCUAAGACGGAAAUUCGAUUCAGGUAUUUUGUAAGACGUUUGUAGGUUCAAGAAAGGUGAAGAAAAUUGAAACCAAAUUUGCCAACGGCUGAGAUAUAGAAGAUCUGUGUGUUCUAUAUCUAAUUUUUCAUUACUUUUGAGUUUGAAUGGUAGGCUUAAGAUUUUAUCAAAAUUAAUUGGACUCGAAAUAAAUAUCAAUACCGUUUUACUGCUUAUUUUUUUUUCUAUAUUUAUUGUCGUAUUAACAUUCUUUUACACAGCUACAAGGAUUUCAAGUUUACUCUGUAAGGUCCAUCCAUUCGUACUGUUUCCAAUCGCGUUGGAAGUAAAUACCGGUUUUUGCCUUAUUUUUUACUGCAUCUUAGAUUUUAGUUUUAUCCAAAGAUAUAUUUGUUAAAUGAUCUAGACGUUUUGUCUACUUGUGAUACUUCUUUUUUGUAUAUGUUGAUGAAACAGCUUUGCUGUAUCUAAAAAAAUCUUAUUCAAUUACGUAAUAUAUGCUUUUAUGUAGAUGGACUACGAGUCCCCUAUUUUCUUCAGUGUAAAUAGAUCGAUGUAAAUUUACUUCACAGAGAGUGGGUUUAAAUAAAGGAGGUUCAAGUAUA
Argiope bruennichi is the source of this 6731-nucleotide messenger RNA. RefSeq lists its product as uncharacterized. NCBI's taxonomy places the organism in Eukaryota, Metazoa, Arthropoda, Arachnida, Araneae, Araneidae. The coding region runs from base 495 to 2666 and encodes 723 amino acids. Gene Ontology annotation, molecular function: DNA-binding transcription activator activity, RNA polymerase II-specific; RNA polymerase II cis-regulatory region sequence-specific DNA binding; protein binding. The record is from RefSeq and is a predicted model, not a curated record. The transcript has 6 exons. Gene Ontology annotation, cellular component: PRC1 complex. Gene Ontology annotation, biological process: positive regulation of transcription by RNA polymerase II.